CUUUCUUCUCACCGCACCACCACAUUCUCACCACUCCAAAAUGUCCUACACGAUCGCCGGCCGUGCUAUCAAGAACGAGUACCUCGCCCUCGGUACCAUUAUCUCCACCAUUGGCAUCGCUGUUGCCGCUACUGGUGGCUCAGAUAAGGCCGCUGCCUCUUCUGCUCCUGUUUCCGUAUCUGACGACAAAACCAUCACCGGCGAGACUCCCGAGGAGGAGGAUUUCAUCCGUCAAUUCGUCGCCGAGGCCGAAAAAUCCGAAAAGCACUAGAUGGAUAAGGUUGGGAGCCCAUAUUGACAUCGUCGUUUGGGCGAAAUUGAGGGGUGAAAAGUAAAAUGCAUAUAUGCAUAACUGAAGAAAGAC
This is a messenger RNA of Cryptococcus deneoformans JEC21, 364 nucleotides long. RefSeq names its product expressed protein. Lineage: Eukaryota; Fungi; Basidiomycota; Tremellomycetes; Tremellales; Cryptococcaceae. The record is from RefSeq and is a predicted model, not a curated record. Gene Ontology annotation, biological process: proton motive force-driven ATP synthesis. The transcript is spliced from 4 exons. The coding region runs from base 41 to 271 and encodes 76 amino acids.